AUAGCUGGCCUGGCCGCCCCCCAUGUCCCCCCACCGCUCGGCCCCCUCCCCGCUCGGACCCGGUUAGAGCCGCUCGGGGUGUGACAGCUCGGUGUCCCGGUCCGGGGAUCUCACUGGGGGGAACACGGAGCCAGCACCACGGAUUCCUGUGCGAGACGCCUGCAGCUGGACGCCAUGUCCACCAAAGCGGAGCAAUUUGCUUCCAAGAUCCGAUACCUACAAGAAUACCACAACAGAGUGCUUCAUAACAUAUAUCCUGUGCCAUCUGGAACAGACAUAGCAAAUACUUUGAAAUACUUCUCGCAAACAUUAUUAAGCAUUUUGUCCCGAUCAGGCAAGAAGGACAACCAAGAUGCCUCCAAUUUGACAGUGCCCAUGACCAUGUGUCUUUUCCCCGUGCCAUUCCCUCUCACCCCAUCUCUAAGACCACAGGUCAGUUCCAUCAAUCCUACUGUUACUCGCUCCCUCCUUUACAGCGUCCUGCGUGAUUCUCCAUCAGAACGGGGUCAGCAAAGCCGGGAUGCUCAGUUAUCAGAAUACCCAUCACUGGACUAUCAGGGGCUUUAUGUCACUUUGGUGUCUCUGUUGGAUCUAGUGCCAUUGCUUCAACAUGGACAACAUGAUCUUGGACAAUCUAUAUUUUAUACAACCACGUGUUUAUUACCUUUCCUGAGCGAUGAUAUACUCAGCACUUUACCAUACACCAUGAUAUCAACGCUGGCCACCUUUCCUCCGUUCCUCCACAAGGAUAUCAUUGAAUAUCUGAGCACAUCGUUUCUACCUAUGGCUAUAUUGGGUUCUAGUAGAAGAGAAGGGGGCAUACCUGCACAUGUUAAUUUGUCUGCAUCUUCAAUGCUUAUGAUAGCAAUGCAAUACACCUCAAAUCCCGUGUAUCAUUGCCAGCUGCUAGAAUGUUUAAUGAAAUAUAAGCAAGAAGUGUGGAAGGAUUUACUGUAUGUAAUUGCCUAUGGGCCUUCCCAAGUCAAACCACCAGCUGUCCAAAUGCUGUUCCAUUACUGGCCGAAUUUAAAACCACCUGGUGCCAUAAGUGAAUACAGAGGACUGCAAUACACAGCAUGGAAUCCCAUCCAUUGCCAACACAUAGAAUGCCACAAUGCCAUCAACAAACCAGCCGUAAAGAUGUGCAUAGAUGCCUCGUUGUCUGUAGCCUUAGGAGAUAAGCCCCCACCUCUCUAUCUGUGUGAAGAAUGCAGCCAAAGAAUUGCAGGGGAUCACAGUGAGUGGUUGAUAGAUGUCCUCUUGCCGCAAGCUGAAAUUUCAGCCAUUUGUCAGAAAAAGAACUGCAGCUCCCAUGUUAGGAGAGCGGUGGUUACGUGUUUCUCAGCUGGAUGUUGUGGUCGUCAUGGAAACAGACCAGUUCGGUACUGUAAAAGAUGCCAUUCUUAUCAUCAUAGUAAUGAGGUUGGUGCAGCAGCUGCAGCAGAGACUCACCUCUUCCAGACUUCUCCACCUCCCAUUAACACACGGGAGUGCGGUGCUGAGGAACUGGUGUGUGCGGUGGAAGCUGUGAUUAGUUUGCUAAAGGAGGCCGAAUUCCAUGCAGAGCAGAGAGAACAUGAAAUGAACCGAAGGCGCCAAAUGGGCCUCUCUUCCUCGCAUCAUUCAUUGGACAACACAGACUUUGAUAACAAAGAUGAUGAUAAACACGAUCAGCGUCUUUUGAGUCAGUUUGGCAUUUGGUUUCUGAUUAGUCUCUGCACGCCGAGUGAAAACACCCCCACAGAAAGCCUGGCACGGCUGGUCAGCAUGGUAUUCCAGUGGUUCCAUUCUACAGCUUACAUGAUGGAUGAUGAAGUCGGAAGUUUGGUCGAGAAACUCAAGCCCCAGUUUGUCACCAAGUGGCUGAAAACUGUCUGUGACAUCCGGUUUGAUGUUAUGGUGAUGUGCCUUCUCCCCAAACCCAUGGAAUUUGCCAGGGUUGGAGGUUACUGGGACAAAUCGUGCAGCACAGUGACUCAAUUAAAAGAAGGUCUGAACCGAAUCCUCUGCCUCAUCCCAUAUAAUGUUAUUAAUCAGCCGGUGUGGGAAUGUAUCAUGCCAGAAUGGUUAGAAUCCAUCAGAACAGAAGUGCCAGACAACCAGCUGAAAGAAUUCCGAGAAGUCCUCAGCAAAAUGUUUGACAUUGAGCUCUGCCCUCUGCCUUUCUCCAUGGAAGAAAUGUUCAGUUUUAUUAGCUGUCGAUUCACAGGUUAUCCUUCCUCUGUCCAAGAACAAGCCCUGCUCUGGCUCCAUGUGUUGUCUGAAUUAGACAUAGUGGUUCCUCUCCAGCUGCUGAUUAGCAUGUUUUCUGACGGUGUCAACUCAGUUAAAGAGCUAGCCAACCAGAAGAAAGUAAGAGUCACUGAACUUGGAGGAAAUUUUCCUGGAAACAGGGGCAGCAUUGCCUCCGACCCAGGGCGUAGAAUUCAGCAUAAUAUGUUAAGUCCCUUCCCCAGCCCGUUCCACAGUCCUUUCCGAAGCCCUAUGCGGAGUCCUUUCCGAAGCCCCUUUAAAAACUACGGACCACCAACAGGGAGAACCAUCGAUUUUGACUGUGAUGAUGAUGAAAUGAAUCUGAAUUGUUUCAUACUUAUGUUUGACCUCAUACUGAAGCAGAUGGAGCUUCAGGAUGACGGGAUCACAUUGGGGCUGGAGAACAGCCUGUCUAAGGAUGUCAUCUCCAUUAUCAAUAACGUGUUCCAGGCCCCCUGGGGGGGCUCUCAUACCUGCCAGAAGGAUGAAAAAGCUAUAGAAUGUAGUCUUUGUCAGUCCAGCAUACUCUGCUAUCAAAUGGCUUGUGAACUUCUUGAACGUCUGGCUCCCAAAGUGGAGAUUAGGCUAGUGGAGCCGACAGAUAGUCUGGAGGAGAGUCUGCUCUUCUCCCGAGUGGAAUUUGUUAUUGGAAUCGAAGGAGAGGAAGAGGGAAAUCCUGAACACAAACAUGCUGAAAAUCCAGGCAUCAACACAUCACAGCCGGCAAACUCAACAAUCAAAAAUGACACCGACCGAAAAUUCAAUUACCAGCAACUUCCGGUGACACUUAAACUGAUUUACACUAUUCUUCAGGAAAUGGCCAAAUUUGAUGAACCCGACAUUUUGUUUAACAUGUUGAACUGCUUGAAGAUUCUCUGUCUGCAUGGAGAGUGCUUGUAUACCGCUAAGAAAGAUCACCUCCCAUUCCUAGCUUACAUACAGGAGCACAUGCUGAUUUCAAGCUUGUGGCGAGUUCUAAAAUCAGAGUUCUCGCAGCUUUCGUCCCUGGGUGUCCCACUUCUCCUUCAUGCACUGUCACUACCACAUGGUGCUGACAUCUUCUGGACAAUCAUCAACAGUAACUUCAACAGCAAGGAAUGGAAACUAAGGUUUGAAGCAGUGGAGAAAGUAGCUGUCCUCUGCCGAUUCCUGGACAUUCAGUCAGUCACAAAGAACCAUUUAUUAAAGUAUUCCCUUGCCCAUGCGUUCUGCUGUUUUCUGACUGCUGUUGAAGAUGUGAAUCCUGCUGUGGCCACAAGAGCUGGUCUCUUACUGGAUACGAUCAAGAGACCUGCUUUACAGGGCUUGUGCCUGUGUCUGGACUUCCAGUUUGAUACCGUGGUGAAAGACAGGCCGACCAUUCUGAGCAAACUGCUGCUACUUCACUUUCUAAAGCAGGACAUCCCGGCGUUGAGUUGGGAGUUUUUUGUUAAUCGGUUCGAUACUCUCUCUCUUGAGGCUCAACUUCACCUUGACUGCAACAAGGAAUUUCCGUUUCCUACAACUAUCACCGCUGUGAGGACAAAUGUAGCAAACCUUAGUGAUGCCGCCCUGUGGAAGAUCAAGAGGGCUCGAUUUGCACGCAACCGACAGAAAAGCGUGCGCUCCUUGCGGGACAGCGUAAAAGGGACUGGAGAAUCAAAGAGAGCGCUUUCCCUGCCUGAGACCCUGAGUACUAAAAUCCCUGUCAGGCUGACAAGACAUGAACAAUCUGCACCGGCACUAGGGGUCACCGCAGAGCAGGCACAAGCUCAACAAUCUCCAGAAAACGACAAUAUCAUUAAAGACCCUCUUCCGGAGGAUGCUGGGAUAGAUCAUCAGACUGUUCAUCAGUUAAUUACUGUACUGAUGAAGUUCAUGGCUAAGGACAAGAGCAGUGCUGAAGCUGAUAUCGGCAGCGCCAAAGCGUUUAACACCGUCAAACGCCACUUGUACGUGUUGCUAGGAUACGAUCAGCAGGAAGGCUGCUUUAUGAUUGCACCCCAGAAAAUGCGCACUUCGACUUGCUUUAAUGCAUUUAUUGCAGGAAUCGCGCAGGUGAUGGACUAUAACAUUAACCUGGGGAAGCAUCUCCUCCCGCUCGUGGUCCAAGUGUUAAAAUACUGCACCUGUCCACAGCUCAGACAUUACUUCCAGCAGCCACCUCGAUGUUCUUUGUGGUCCCUAAAACCACAUAUCCGACAGAUGUGGCUCAAGGCUUUGCUUGUCAUCCUUUAUAAGUAUCCGUACAGAGAAACCGACAUGAGCAAAAUUGUGCUUCACCUAAUUCACAUUACAGUAAAUACCUUGAAUGCCCAGUAUCAUAGCUGCAAACCUCAUGCCACCGCUGGACCACUUUACAGCGAUAAUAGCAACAUCAGCCGAUACAGCGAGAAGGAAAAAGAGGAGGACAGUGUGUUUGAUGAAUCUGAUAUCCACGACACACCCACUGGGGCAUGCAACAAGGAGUCACAAACCUUCUUUGCUCGGCUGAAAAGGAUCGGGGGGAGCAAGAUGGUGAAAUACCAACCAGUUGACAUGAAUGCUCAGAGAAGUGAAAUAGAAUUGGCUGAAUACAGAGAAUCUGGUGCUUUGCAGGACAGCAUACUGAGAUGUGUGAGAGAAGAAAGCAUACAAAAGAAAAAGCUGCGGUCCCUUAAGCAAAAAUCCUUGGACAUCGGAAACACGGACUCACUUUUGUUUACUUUAGAUGAGCAUCGUAGGAAGUCUUGCAUAGAUCGGUGUGAGAUUUCUGCUAAACUGAACGACUAUGGGAGAUCAAGGCAGAAUUCAUCCACCAGGCCUGAAAAUGUAGAUGCCAAUGAGAAUCCAUCAGCCAGAGAUUGUUUCCAUGAGACUCGGAGACCUGUAAUACCAGAGGUGAGGUUGAGUUGCAUGGAGACAUUUGAGGUAAAGGUGGACUCUCCAGUGAAGCCAACUCCUCAAAGAGAAGAUUUAGAUCUGAUUGAUUUGUCCUCCGAUUCAACAUCCGGGCCAGAGAAACAAUCUAUUUUAUCCACCUCGGACAGCGACUCUUUGGUGUUUGAGCCUCUGCCUCCCUUGAGAAUUGUGGAGAGUGAUGAUGAAGAAUUUCAACUAAUGAAUAAUGGAAGCAUUGUUGUCUCUGCUUCUUCAACUCCCAUCAAUACCUCGGUGCUGAGUCUAAGCAUGAUGCCACUGGUGCACGUAAGUAUAGAGGAUUGUUCUAAACCCUUCACGGCAAGGGAUUUCAGCUUUAAUCCAGCUUUGCAAAUAGAGGAUCUCCCUCCCAAUGCUCCAGAAGAUCAAAAAGACUUUGAAGAGUUGGCUAUGCCAGAGGACAUGCAAGAGGUCUCCAUUGGGAGUCCUCUAACUCUCAAACAAAAGCGAGACCAGCUGCGGAAGUCAUGCGCUCUUGCAGAGAUGUCCGUUGAUGAUAACUUUGAGGAAACACUGGAGGAUAAUAAGACUGCAGCAAAGAGUGUCCUUCUCAAUGUCCCAGAGGAUAUGGAAAAUCAAACCGACAGCGAGAAACCCGACGCCAUCAUUGAAUCGGACACGGAGCAGAACAUAGAACAGAAAGAAGAAGCUGAAGAGUCAGAAUUUAAAAUUCAGAUAGUUCCCAGGCAACGGAAACAGAGGAAAAUUGCAGUCAGUGCCAUCCAGAGGGAAUACUUGGACAUCACUUUCAACAUCUUAGACAAGCUGGGAGAACAGAAAGACACAGAGUCUGAGUCUAAAGGGCUUUCUAUACUGGAUAUGCCCAGAGAAUCUUCGUCUGCACCUACUUUAGAAGCAGGAGGCCCUGAAACCAGCAGCCGUUCAUCACUGACAACGCAAUACCGGCAAAUGAAAAGGGGGUCUUUAGGGGCUCUGACCAUGACACAAAUUAUGAAGAGGCAGCUUGAACAUCAGUCGAGUGCACCACACAACAUCAGUACCUGGGACCCAGAUGACCCCAAAACGGCUCAUGAGGUUCUUGGAAGUAUUUCGGAAGUGUCAAUGGGAAGAACUAGCAUACCAUACAUUCAAAUCGGGGCUACAAAGUCCAGUCUGCUCUCUGCUCCUAGUAUUGUCAGCAUGUUUGUCCCGGCUCCUGAAGACUUUUCUGAUGACCAACCUACAAUAAUGUCUGACAAGUGCCAUGACUGCGGGGCCAUUCUCGAGGAAUAUGAUGAGGAAACCUUAGGGCUGGCUAUUGUGGUCCUUCUGACAUUCAUUCAUUUAAGUCCAGAUUUGGCUGCGCCUCUCUUACUGGACAUCAUGCAGUCUGUGGGGAGGCUGGCCUCAAGUACAAAUUUCUCUAACCAGGCAGAAAGUAUGAUGAUCCCCGGGAAUGCUGCGGGAGUUGCAAAGCAAUUUCUCCGUUGUGUUUUCCACCAGUUGGCACCUAAUGGAAUAUUUUCUCAGCUCUUCCAGAGCAACAUCAAGGAUGGCAGCUUUUUACGAACCUUGGCCACAUCUUUAAUGGAUUUUAAUGAGUUGAGUUCCUUCGCUGCUUUAAGUCAACUUCUUGAGGGUUUAAAUAACAAGAAGAAUUUGCCGGCAGGUGGUGCAAUGCUACGUUGUUUGGACAAUAUUGCUACCUUUAUGGAGGCACUUCCAAUGGACUCACCUAGUAAUCUUUGGGCUACAAUCUGUAAUCAGUUCCAGACCUUCAUCACAAAACUGCCUUCUGUCCUUCCAUUAAAGUGUUCAUUGGACUCAAGCCUUAGGAUAAUGAUUUGUCUGUUGAAGAUACCAACAUCAAAUGCCACCAGGAGCCUGUUGGAACCCUUUUCCAAGCUGUUGAGUUUUGUUAUUCAGAAUGGCAUAUUCACCCUAGCAUAUCUGGUGGAGUUGUGUGGCUUAUGUUACCGUGCAUUUACUAAGGAAAGGGAUAAAUACUACCUAACCCGCAGCGUUAUCUUGGAUCUUUUGCAAGCCUUGAAAUUGAAGUCUCCUUUACCCGACACCAAUCUCUUACUGCUGGUUCAGUUUAUUUGUACAGAUGUUGGGACGAAACUUGCAGAAUCAACGAUAAUUCACAAGCAAAUGAUUGCUUCUCUACCGGGGUGCGGCACGGCAGCGAUGGAAUGUACACGGCAAUACAUUGGGGACAUUUUGGACUUUAUUGCUGACAUGCACACCCUAACCAAACUAAAGAGUCACAUGAAAACCUGCUCACAACCCUUGCACGAAGACACUUUUGGUGGACACCUUAAAGUUGGACUUGCACAGAUUGCUGCAAUGGAAAUAACACGGGGUAACCACAGAGACAAUAAGGCUGUGACAAGAUACCUGCCAUGGCUCUACCAUCCGCCCAUAUCCAUGCAACAAGGCCCUAAAGAAUUUAUUGAAUGUGUUUCACAUAUCCGCCUCCUUUCGUGGCUACUCCUGGGGUCCCUCACUCAUGGAGUUGUUUGUGUGAAUUCUCCUACUCCCUGUAUGCCGAUUCCCCUCGAUGCUGGCUCCCAGGUGGCCGAUCAUCUCAUUAUCAUUCUGAUGGGAUUUCCAGAGCAGUCCAAGACCUCUGUGCUCCACAUGUGUUCGCUUUUCCACGCUUUUAUCUUUGCCCAGCUCUGGACUGUAUACUGUGAACAGGCUGCAAUAGCCCCAGCCAUGCAGAACCAGAAUGAAUUCAGCUUCACAGCUAUUCUAACAGCCUUAGAAUUCUGGAGCCGAGUGACCCCCAGCAUUCUCCAGCUGAUGGCACAUAACACACUAAUGGUUGAAAUGGUUUGCCUUCACCUCAUUAGUCUUAUGGAGGCAUUGCAGGAGUGCAAUUCAACAGUUUUUGUCAAGCUAAUACCAAUGUGGCUACCAAUGAUCCAGUCCAAUUUAAAGCAUUUAUCAGCGGGCCUACAGCUGCGUCUCCAAGCAAUUCAGAAUAACGCCAACCAACAGAAUCUGCGAAUGCUACAGGGCUCGGCGCAGAUGACCCACAAUUCUGCAGUUCUACGUAAAUGGCUCCAGUGCACCCAGUUCAAGAUGGCUCAAGUAGAGAUCCAGUCUUCUGAGGCUGCCUCCCAAUUUUACCCUUUGUAGCUCUGAAAAUACGAGCUGAAACCAGCAGCACUGGUAACGCAAUCACAGAACACAGAUGGACAGCGUUUGACAGAUGGAGUGCAUUAGAUAUGGGCCAUCUAAUGCCCAUAUCCAGAGUUUAGACCUCAUUCUGUGGUUGUAGGAGAGACUGGAGUUGUAUUUUCAUGAUGUGGUUCAUGCAGGGCUCAUGUUCUGAAGAAUGCAAUGAGAUUUGUAAAACCCUUUGUCCUCUCAGGAUAAUGGUACAAAGAGAGCCCCUUUAUGUUAUUGGACUCCUACACAUGCUAUACCUAUAUAUGUUGGGUGAGCAAUGUGUGAAAGCAGAAUAUAAAAGGCAGGCAUGGCAGUAACUUUAAGAAAAUUGUAUUAGAGGACAAAUGAAUACCAAAGAAACCAGCGUUAACAUCUAAAUUCUAUACAUUAUCCCACAAUGCACUACAUACAGAGGUUCUAUAUGUAAAUGUUAAAGCCACAGUGAAUCUCUUUUUGCUAAUUGUGCGUUUCCAUAACAUCUCUUUUGAUAAUACAACUACAUGGGUUUUCCUCUAAGUAUGUUGCAACCCUAGAGAAUUUAUUUAUAUUUAUAUAGUGCAGUCCCAGUUCAUCUGGGAUUAAGAGCAUUCGUAGAUGUCUUGUAACCCAAACAGUGCAAUCCUAGGAGAUGUCUUGUGGCCCAAACAGUGCAAUCCUAGGAGAGAUGUCUUGGCCAGAACAUUGCAAUUUUAGCAGAUAUUUUCUCUCCAGAACAGUGCAAUUAUAGCAGAUAUCAUCUUGUCAGAACAAUGCAAACCUAGGAGUCGACCUCCAGUCAGAAUGGUCCAAUCCUAGAAGUUAUCUUCUGGUCAAAACAGUGCAAUCCUAGGCAGUACUUCAGGCCUGAGUGGAAAUAACACAGGAGUGAAUCAUGCACUCCUAAGAUAUAUUUUCUGUGAAUAUUGCUAUCAAAGGAGCCAAUUUUCAGAAUCAUUCAGUAUUUGGAGAUAUCUUUUUUGAGAAUAAUGUGAUCCCGACAGUAUCUUCAGGUAAAGCAUAAGGCAAUCUUAUGAGAUUUCUUUGCAGGAGAUAUUUUCUAGGAAUAACGCAUUUCUAGGCGAUAUGGGAGUCAACAACAUUUCUGUGUUAAUGCACAGAUAUACAAGCCUAAAUGAUAUAGAGAUAUGCAUGAAUAUGCCAGAAUAAUCCAACCAGCAUCUAAUCGUAGUUUUCAUUUAUGGCCAGUGACCCACCAUGCAUUUCAGAAGAAAGGAAAAUAUUGAGAUGUCAAAUAGUGUACCAUCAAUUUUGGCUAGGAUUUUAUGUUUAAUCCAGAUUACAAUCUCCUAUAUCAAGCCCGAGCACUCCAAACUGAUUGCUGCUAAAUAGAUUACAACAUUGUAGUCAUUCCUUCUGGAAACUGUGCCAAAUUAAAUGUGUUGCUAAAUGUUUUGCACCAUUGCACAGUGACAGCUCUCUCAGGCUAGAUCCUUCUAGGUAAGACAUAUAUUCCUGUUUUAUAAAUAGAAAUAUACAGGGCCAAAUGCACACAGCUCUAGAAAUUUAUGUAAGAGUUAUAUACAGUAUUUAAAUAUAUUUAUGUAGAGGAAAAGGAGCUAGAUCACUAUUUCUAAAUACGUUUAAAAAGAAUAAUACAUGAUUUAUAUACAGAGUAAGUAUAUCCUGCAUUAACUAAAGAUGUUUAUAGAAUAAUUUUAGAUGGAUUUGUCUUUCUGAAUCAAGUUGGUAAACUAUUGCCCAACUAGUGGAGGGCAAUGGGAUUUGCAGCCCAGUAGCAAACAAAGGUUUUAACUUUGGGUAUUGGGAAUAAUAGUAGAUGAACCCAAUUCCUAUCUUCACACUUCAUAGGAUGAAAAAUAUAAGAUUGCAUGCUGUUUAGAGCAGGCAUCAGAAAAACAGAUCAUGCAUAUUGGUUUUCAUUCACUAGCCUCUUCUAAAGAUGUUAGUAGGGGUCCAUCCCCUUAUGAUGAUUAGAACCUUACUGAAAAAUGUACAAUUGGCUGUACUAAUGGAGGCAAUUUACUGGGAUUAUCCUAUUCUACAGUCUUAGAAAACAUCUUUUAAAUAACAGAAUGUCACGUUUUACUGGAGAGACGUCUUACCAACCCGUAAACUUAGAACUAUAUCGGGGUGACUCACCAACUGAUGCUUUCCUAAACGUCAUAUUAUUUAAUAUUGCCGAGGGUUUGGAAGUUAGUCACUGGGUGCAAAGCCAGCCCUACACAGCUACAAAAAAUAAGGAUGCUUCUCAUACAGUGUUUAUAGUCACUGACAACAGCAUUAUGGUAUUACAUAAUUUUUGUAAAAUACAUUUUUUUUUUUUUUUUUUUUUUUUUAUCUCCGUAGCCUUUGGUUUGGGCUCUGUGAGCUGAAGGUCACUGUGUGGCACUCUCUUGUACCCAAUUACAAAUGGAUGUGUUGUAUAUCAAGGAUGGUACCUUGCUGGCCUGC
Molecule: messenger RNA, 10683 nt
Organism: Pelobates fuscus (common spadefoot toad)
Lineage: Eukaryota; Metazoa; Chordata; Amphibia; Anura; Pelobatidae
Gene: UNC79
Product: unc-79 homolog, NALCN channel complex subunit
Exons: 52
Coding region: 175-8238 (2687 amino acids)
Molecular function (GO): protein binding
Source: RefSeq, a predicted model, not a curated record